Messenger RNA from Psammomys obesus (fat sand rat), 3428 nucleotides. It is a transcript of the gene Cdyl, whose product is annotated as chromodomain Y like. Bases 365 to 2002 code for a protein of 545 amino acids. The record is from RefSeq and is a predicted model, not a curated record. The transcript is spliced from 7 exons. Gene Ontology annotation, cellular component: nucleus. NCBI's taxonomy places the organism in Eukaryota, Metazoa, Chordata, Mammalia, Rodentia, Muridae. Gene Ontology annotation, molecular function: transcription corepressor activity.
UAGGAAGCUUUUUGCACUACACCGGAGACCGGGAGCCGCGGAUCCCGCCGCACCGCCCGCGCCGCCGCCGCCCCCGCCCCAGCCCGUCCGGCCCCUGGCGGGCGCGAUGAACCCGCGCCUGAGCCUCAGCCGGCCCGCCGGGCACUGAGCGCGGGCGCCCAGGGCGCGUUGCGCAGCUGCUCCUGCGCACAACCCCGCUGCCGCCGGCCCGCACCGGCCGCCCGGAGCGAGAGGCUGGUCCGUGCACUGCGCCCGGCGCCGGCCGCGGAGCAGGAAGCGCAGGCCACGCAGGGAACCAACUGGAACAAAGUGUCUGCCGCCGGGUGCCGCGCCCCGACCCCGCCGCGCCCCUGCGCCGCCCACCAUGGCCUCCGAGGAGCUGUACGAGGUGGAAAGGAUUGUUGACAAAAGAAAAAACAAGAAAGGGAAGACAGAGUAUCUGGUGCACUGGAAAGGCUAUGACAGUGAGGAUGACACAUGGGAGCCAGAGCAGCACCUGGUGAACUGUGAGGAAUACAUCCAUGACUUCAACCGGCGCCACAGCGAGAGGCAAAAGGAGGGCGGCCUUGCCCGCGCCAACAGAGCCUCCCCCAGCAACGCCCGGAAGCAGAUCUCCAGGUCCACCCACAGCAGCCUCUCCAAGACCAACCCCAAAGCACUUGUGGUCGGCAAAGAUCAUGAGUCCAAAAACAGCCAGCUGUUGGCUGCCAGCCAGAAGUUCAGGAAAAACGCAGCCCCAUCUCUUGCAAACCGCAAGAACAUGGACCUUGCCAAGUCAGGGAUCAAGAUUCUCGUGCCUAAGAGCCCCAUUAAGGGCAGGACCUCGGUGGUUGACGGCUUUCCAGGGGAGAGCCCUGAGAAGCUGGACCCCGUGGAGCAGGGUCCCGAGGACACCGUAGCACCAGAGGUGACUGCAGAGAAACCCAUUGGAGCUCUGCUGGGCCCUGGUGCAGAACGAGCCAGGAUGGGGAGCAGGCCCCGAAUACAUCCACUAGUGCCUCAGGUUUCUGGCCCCGUGACAGCCGCCAUGGCCACCGGCUUAGCUGUCAAUGGAAAAGGUACAUCUCCGUUCAUGGAUGCGCUAACAGCCAAUGGGACAGCCACCAUACAGACGUCUGUUACAGGAGUGACAGCUGGGAAAAGGAAAUUUAUUGACGACAGAAGAGACCAGCCUUUUGACAAGCGGUUGCGUUUCAGUGUGAGGCAGACAGAGAGCGCCUACAGAUACAGAGAUAUUGUCGUCAGGAAGCAAGAUGGCUUCACCCACAUUUUGUUAUCCACAAAAUCAUCAGAGAAUAACUCUCUAAACCCAGAGGUGAUGAAAGAAGUUCAGAGCGCCCUGAGCACAGCCGCAGCCGACGACAGUAAGCUGGUGCUGCUCAGCGCUGUGGGCAGCGUCUUCUGUUGUGGUCUGGACUUUAUUUAUUUUAUACGGCGCCUCACAGACGACAGGAAGAGAGAAAGCACUAAGAUGGCAGAUGCUAUCAGAAACUUCGUGAAUACUUUCAUUCAGUUUAAGAAGCCUAUUAUUGUAGCAGUUAAUGGCCCAGCCAUUGGACUAGGAGCAUCCAUAUUGCCUCUUUGUGAUGUGGUUUGGGCUAACGAAAAAGCUUGGUUUCAAACACCCUAUACCACCUUCGGACAGAGUCCAGAUGGCUGCUCUACCGUUAUGUUUCCCAAGAUUAUGGGAGGAGCAUCUGCAAAUGAAAUGCUGCUCAGUGGGCGGAAGCUAACGGCACAGGAGGCGUGCGGCAAGGGCCUGGUCUCCCAGGUGUUUUGGCCAGGGACCUUCACCCAGGAAGUCAUGGUUCGCAUCAAGGAGCUGGUCUCAUGUAACCCAGUUGUGCUGGAGGAAUCCAAAGCCCUGGUGCGCUGCAACAUGAAGAUGGAGCUGGAGCAGGCCAACGAGAGAGAGUGCGAAGUGCUGAAGAAGAUCUGGGGCUCUGCUCAGGGAAUGGACUCCAUGUUAAAGUACUUGCAGAGGAAAAUCGAUGAGUUUUGAUUGGCAGGCUGACCGGGUGGCUCCCAGUACCACAGUCCUCCUCAACAGUAGCUCAUGCUUGAAAGCAGGACUGGAAACAUCCAAGCUAUUUAUUUCGAGGAGUUUUUAAGUACUGUAACUUUAAAAUAACUACAAAGCUUCUUUGUCCAAACGUCUUUAUUUUAUACUCAUGUAUACACAAGUUAAAAAUGUAAUUGAGCACUAGGCUGCUCUUGGAAGCUCUAAUUUUCCUGUAAACUAGUUGUGGGGUUUUUUGUUGUUGUUAUUGUUGUUGUUGUUGUUGUUGUUUUUAAAAGGUAAUAUGUUUUCAUUUUGGGUGACAGAAGAGCUUGGAAUAAUGUUUGUUUUACUCUUUUUUUUUUUUUUUUUUUUUUUUUUUUUUUUUUUUUUUUUUUUUUUAAUCUAGAUUACAAACCCUAAAGAGUUACUAGCCAGCCUCAGCUUCUUCCCUCUGCUGAAACAGAUGCGGAAAUGUCUGAAACAUGUUCCCGCAUCUAGGGGGAGGGGGAUGUGUAAGUACCUCAAUGCUGAAAACAAGACCAACCUUGUAGGCAAAGCUUCGCUGAUGGGAAAUCCCACAUGGGCUGUGGGUUCAUGCUGAGAUGCCCUCAGAUUCUCCCUUUCUGAACACGCCCCCUUUCUUACCCAGCUAGCAUGAGGAAGUCAGUGUCUCUGGAGAAAGCGGAUGAGUCACUCUGGAGCUCAAGUGUUACUUGCUAAGUUAUGAAUUAGCAUUAAUGAGUUUAAAUAAUUUUUUCUGACCCUUUUGGAAAAUAACUACAUAAGUGCUUCUUGUGGCUGGGUGAGAAAUACUACUUUGCAUAAUUUUGUUUGUCUAUCUGCAGAUAUGAUUGAUGUAUUACACCAAAAAAAGUAUUUUUUAUGUUUAUAAAGUGUAAUUUUUAGGUUCACUUAGAAUAUAUUUUAUUUAAUUUAAAAUUCUCUUGGCACACUAUUAAGUACAGAAACUCCUUUCAAAACAGAGAAGAACUACCUUCUAUUUGACAUUUAUUGUUCGUGGUCUCUGCUUUUAUGCCAGCCGUAUACUGCACACACACGGUAUCGUGUUCACGAGUACCCCGUGGUGUGGGGACUGGUUCCUGACUACGGGCGCCUAUUACUCCUUAGGCUUCUAGACUUGCAAUCAUAUUGAAUGUAUGAAGACUGAAAUAAAAUCGAAACCUUAUUUUUGUACAGUUUUGAAGUUUAUACUCAGAACUGACGCCUCCACAGCCGUGUGGAGUGCUGUGCAGUGUGUAAAUCUGUCUUUACCUUGGAUGGAUUGGUACAGUAUUUUUGCAUCUGGGACCUACUCUUUUGUUCAGUAGUUUGAACUAUAUAUAAACUGUACACUCUGUAAAGUUUUUAUAGAAUAAAUAUUCAGCUGUGAAAACUGGUUAAAUAAAACUAAUAUUUCUUAACACAC